This is a messenger RNA of Poecilia latipinna (sailfin molly), 782 nucleotides long. RefSeq lists its product as uncharacterized. The record is from RefSeq and is a predicted model, not a curated record. Gene Ontology annotation, biological process: response to bacterium. The transcript has 2 exons. The coding region runs from base 21 to 782 and encodes 253 amino acids. NCBI's taxonomy places the organism in Eukaryota, Metazoa, Chordata, Actinopteri, Cyprinodontiformes, Poeciliidae.
AGGUCGACUCGUUGAUCAACAUGAGUCCUGUACAGUUUGCCAUCAGUGUUACAUUUUUGCUAUUCAAAAUUGCUCAAACGGUUCACCAGGUCUCAUCUGUUCAACAAGACAGUCGGUUUGUUUCAGUAAAAGCUGGAGAAAGUGUAACUCUGCAAUGCUUUCGUGACCCUGAUACAGCUGCCAGGGCUUACUGGUACAAAGUAACUUUGCGUCAAAAACCACAACUCAUUUCUACUGUCUUCAAGUACGACCCCAAAGGAACUUUUCAAAGAGAGUUCAAAGAUAAUCCCCGCUUCACCCUAGAAACUAAAGGAAAUCUAAAUAACCUGAGGAUUACAAAUCUGCAGCCCUCUGACUCAGCGACUUAUUAUUGUGUUACUGGGCAUUCAUUCAAGAUUGAGUUUGAUGGGGGCACCGUCAUUCACGUCCAAGAAUCAGUAUUAAACAUCCAGCCUUUGGUCCAACAGUCAGAAACUGAAAUUAUCCCACCAGGAGACUCUGUGACUCUGAACUGUACAUUACAAACUGGGAGCUGUGGUGGAGAACACAGAGUUUACUGGUUCAGAAACUCUGAGGAACAUUAUCCAGGACUAAUUUACACUCAUGGAGGGAGCAACCAUCAAUGUGAGAGGAAGCCUGGGGAACAAAGUAAUACAUGUGUGGUCAGUCUGCCAUUGAAGAACCUCACUGUGUCCAACGCUGGGACCUACUACUGUGCUGUUGCCUCAUGUGGACGAAUACUGUUUGGAAACGGGACAAACCUCAAUGUGAAGAGUGAGUAA